Apis dorsata (giant honeybee) is the source of this 450-nucleotide messenger RNA. Its product is annotated as josephin-like protein. Gene Ontology annotation, biological process: protein deubiquitination. Gene Ontology annotation, molecular function: cysteine-type deubiquitinase activity. Bases 120 to 398 code for a protein of 92 amino acids. NCBI's taxonomy places the organism in Eukaryota, Metazoa, Arthropoda, Insecta, Hymenoptera, Apidae. The record is from RefSeq and is a predicted model, not a curated record. The transcript has 2 exons.
GUUAUUAAUGCAAUAUAAAUUUGUUAAAUUUUAUAUAUGAAGAAGAUUUUGAUAAAUGAUGCAAAUGAUUAAUUAAUUAAAUUAUUAACAUAAUAUAUGAUAAAAAUUAUGUAGAUAAAAUGGUUGCGAAUAUAACAGCUGAUAUGACUGGAUCCAUAUAUCAUGAAAGACAAGUGAAAGAGCUUUGCGCAUUACAUGCAUUAAAUAAUUUAUUUCAAGAAAGACGAUUUAGCAAACAAGAAUUAGAUCAAAUUUGUUAUAGCUUAAGUCCAGAUGUAUGGAUUAAUCCUCAUAAAUCAUUAUUAGGUCUUGGUAAUUAUGAUAUUAAUGUUAUUAUGGCAGCAUUACAACAAAGAGGACAUGAAGCAGUUUGGUUUGAUAAACGCAGGUUUGUUUAAUUUGACAAUAUUGUAUAAUGUAUUUAAAUAUUAUGUUAUAUUAAUACAUAAU